Molecule: messenger RNA, 618 nt
Organism: Lactuca virosa
Lineage: Eukaryota; Viridiplantae; Streptophyta; Magnoliopsida; Asterales; Asteraceae
Source: the annotation of a GenBank genome assembly
AUGGGGAGCCGACAGGCCGAGAAGCUUAUGAACCAGAUCAUGGAGCUCAAAUUCACGGCCAAGAGCCUCCAACGUCAAGCAAGAAAAUGCGAAAAAGAUGAGAAAUCCGAAAAACUCAAAGUCAAAAAGGCAAUAGAAAAAGGUAACAUGGACGGAGCUCGGAUUUACGCCGAAAACGCCAUCCGUAAACGCAACGAGCAGAUGAAUUACCUUCGUUUAUCCUCCCGCUUGGAUGCUGUCGUUGCCAGGCUUGAUACUCAGGCGAAAAUGACCACGAUUAGUAAAUCCAUGUCGGGGAUCGUCAAGUCCUUGGAGUCAACUCUAGCUACAGGGAACUUACAGAAGAUGUCGGAAACGAUGGAUCAGUUCGAGAAACAGUUUGUGAAUAUGGAGGUGCAGGCUGAGUUUAUGGAGAGUUCGAUGGCUGGAAGUACUUCGCUUUCGACUCCGGAAGGGGAGGUUAAUAGUUUGAUGCACCAAGUGGCUGAUGAUUAUGGGCUUGAGGUGUCGGUUGGAUUGCCUCAGGCGGCUGGGCAUGCUGUGCCGGUGAAGAAUACAGAAAAGGUCGACGAGGAUGAUCUAUCCCGGCGUCUUGCGGAGCUCAAAGCUCGUGGGUAA